This is a messenger RNA of Carassius auratus (goldfish), 7057 nucleotides long. RefSeq names its product retinoic acid-induced protein 2-like. The coding region runs from base 337 to 2049 and encodes 570 amino acids. The transcript is spliced from 2 exons. Lineage: Eukaryota; Metazoa; Chordata; Actinopteri; Cypriniformes; Cyprinidae. Gene Ontology annotation, biological process: animal organ development. The record is from RefSeq and is a predicted model, not a curated record. Gene Ontology annotation, cellular component: nucleus.
AGAGAGAGAGAGAGGAUCACAGCGGCUCUACGGUCACAGGCGAGCGUCACACAGACACAUCCGUCGCGGUUUACGGUGAAUCGCGCGACACAGGCCUGCGUCCGACACCGUAAACCGACACACACCGCGGAUCGUAUGAGGCACACGAGCAGCCAAACCCGUCCAGCGGAAACCGACGAGUGUUUCAUGACAGCGAUCGAGAAGAAAACGAGGAGAAUCCAGGAAUAACGCGCGACUCCGGAGCGACAUAAUAUUCAUUCCGAGGGUUUGUGCUGAAGAAAGCCAUGAGAUCUUCUACUUGCAGCACCUGAAAGAGAUUUACAUAAUCAAGGCACGAUGGAAGAGCCGUACAAAGAUUCUGUAGCCGUAGACAUGGCAAACCCUCAGGAAGAGGUCUGCAAUGGUGGAUCCGCCGCUACUGAUGCAGUUGGGAAACUAGAGGGGGAGACCACUCCAAUUAUUUCACCAGAGACAUGGAGUGUCAGCACACCAAGCAUAACAAAGCGAUCCAUGUCCCCCCUGCUAACGAUACAAGCCACCCCAGUGGUGACCCCGGCUGCUGAGUCUCCCAACGGUGUUGCCCUGAAGGUUGCUACAACUGUGCUCCAGCCAAUCUGCUUGGGGGAGAGUCCAGUGGUAUUGCCAAUCCUUGCUGGACCAGCUGGACCUCAAGUCGGACAAUCAGGGGCCACUUCGUACCUGAUGACUAGUCAGGGUCCUGUGUCCCUACCUCUGGUCUUGGAACAACAAGUCCUCCAACAUUUGAAUCAUCAAUUGCUUCAACAAACGGCAACUUGUCCUGCCCUGCCACUGCAGAACAGCAUCCUGUGCCAAAACCCAUCUCUUGCUCUCGGAGCACCUCCAGUCCUGGACCAGAAAGGCACAAGUCCAGUGUUGGAUACUAGUCUACUGACUCUUCUUCAGAACCCUAACUUUGCAGCCAUCUUGCAGGACCUCUUCCCUGGCCAGGGCAACUCUCCUCCUACUUUCCACCCAGCGUCUUCCCCGCAAAUUGACCUUGGCUCUGCGUUCCUUCCUCCUCCACCUCUCUCGCAGCCCUACAGCUCUCCAUUAGGCCCUCUGGUGCCUCCAGCCACCUUGCUCGUCCCCUAUCCUGUUGUAAUCCCACUUCCAGUGCCUCUUCCAAUCCCAAUGCCAAUCCCAGUCCCGGUCUCCGCUUGCAAGGACUCCAAGGCAGAGGUAGAUGUCCCUAAACGGGCUUGUACUUAUAGCAAAAGCACCCAAACUUCACCUAGUGACAUCUCCCCUCAUUUUUCAUUCACCAGCAAGGAAAUGGCAGUAGUCCAACAGUCUCUUCACUCUUGCUCGUCCCCUGUAGUGACAGACGGAGAAGUGCUAGAUUUAUCCAUAAGGACACCUCAACCUUCAAUGUAUAUUGAUGUGCCACAAGGGAUCCAGCCGUUUCAGCAAGACAAUGUCCUUGAUUUGUCUAUACCUAGUAAAAGAAAGACAUGCAUCCAGACUUGUAGCACAUAUGGUCCGUUGGCCCCGGAGCGGGAGAGGGUGUGCCACCUGGGGGACGAUGUUAGCAGAGGGGCUUUGGCUCUUGGGGUUCUCCGGCCAGUAGACUGCACGCCGAAGCUAGACACCAAGCUGCUAAGUGGUUUAGCAUCUCUAGAGUUCAGCAGACAGCACAAGUGGGUGGUAGAUAGCGGUCACAGUCGGACAGUGGCAGGGGCGGUACAUGACUCUGCGCUCACCGGAAGUGGAAAUAUCGAGAUCGUCAGCACAUCGCAGACAGCCAAAGUCAUUGUGUCGGUCAAAGACGCCAUGCCCGCCAUCUUCUGCAGCAAGCUAAAAGGAUUAUCAGGCGUUUCUACAAAGAACUUUUCCAUCAAACGUGAUGCCAGUCAAGGGGGCUUUGCCGCACCUCCCCGGGUCCCAGGGGAUCAGCGAGGAGAAUCCAGUGACCCACUCAAAAAGAUCUCUAAAAACAGAGGAAUCAAACUGAAGAAAGUAAGCUCCCAGGAGAUUCAUAUCCUGCCCAUAAAGAAGCAGCGACUGGCUGCAUUUCUGCCCAGAAAAUAACACAUGCUCUCUUGCUUUCAGAGUGAGAAGGGAAAACAUGAGCAAUGAAAUGGCGACUGAGGUGUAGCUAGGUAAAUAACUACUUUGAAAAAAGCCGGUCUGAGAAAUUAAGCCUGGGUAUGAUGAUGAUAAAUGCAUUCCUGGCAGAAAUAAAGCCUAAAGCUUGUUCUCCAAGCUGUUCAAAUGAUUUAGACUGAUGCUGGCCGCUUCUGGUCUUACGGUUGGCAUUUGAUCCAUUCAUUAUAAAGCAAUCAGACAAAGUCGACAGGAAAAUGCUCCAAGUAUAAAAGAACCAAUCUGAACUGCCUAAACUGCACUACUACUGAGAUUGUUUUAGCAUUAACGCCAGACUCGACUCCCUUCCUAUGCAUUUUGAUUUCGGUCACACAUCCUCAUGAAUGAUUCAUCACGCGUGAUCUGCAUUGUCAUUAAUAUGCAUGAAAUCUGAUUUGAAACCUGGCCAGCUGUCAGUGAGAAACGCGACGUGUAGCACUGACAAAUUCUCGUCUGGCUAAUAUGCUGAAUUCUUGCUCUCCUCUCGCUGUUUACACUUGGAGUGCAAGACGUUUCCCAUUUUUGGUCCUAAUGAACUGUAGAAGGGAACCGUGAACUUUUGCUUCCCUAAUCACUGUAUUAAUCAGUGGGGCACUGGAGCGGAGCAUCCUCUUUGAAGAACACGAGGGGUAAGCAGUUAGCAUUGCAGCCUGAUAAUGACUUGGCAAAGCCCAGAUCUCGGUUUCAUUAAAUCUGAUGAUUGGAGGAAAUGGUUGUCACUAGCAACAAAGCAUAGUUUUCAUCAGCAUCCCUUUGGGGGGUAAAAAGCCUCCCUUCCCCCCGCCCCAAACCAAAUUAAAACUAAAUAAUCAUUGGGGGUUUGUCCCUAACGACAGCAAAUCUGAGUGAAAUGGCUUAUUAAUGCUGUUUUUAUGACCGUGCGUUCAACUCAAAGUAAUUUUUUUAGGUUAUAGCCAGCCAGCUGUGUGAACACACAAGUAGAGUUUCACUUGCAACAGUGUACAGAUUUUAAUGAUCCUAAUAUACCUUCAGUGUUUAGAUGGCUAAUUUACCGACAAUGGAUGUGAAGAGUACGAAUUUAUACAUCUAUCCCUCAGCAAGCAUUAAGAUCAGUUCUUUCUCGGGUAAGCCUGGUUUUCUUUAUACAUGUUACUUGUCACGUUGUGCAAAAUUCAUCGGUGUAUGUUAUUCCUAGUUUUUUUUAAUCUUUGAUGAAAAUGAAGAACUUGGGUGAUGUCAGCAAAGUUGCACAAGCAAUUGGCUAAUAUUAAGGCUAUUUAGUCAAUGUUAAAGCUACUGUUGCUAAAAGAUAAUGCAGAAUAUUUAAUGCCAAGUAACAUUACAGGAUAAAAGGUCAUAGCAAUAAUGAUAUAAUUAGAAGUGUUACCAUUUGAAUAUGUGGAGAUGCUCGAGGGUGAACUUGACCUUCAGUCCCAGUCAAAACACCUCUUCAAAAGUGUGUGAUAGUGAUUGUUACAACCCAUUGCAAACGCCCCUUUAGGUCUAGCCUAAUUCCCCUGCUUUUCAUGAUUUUCAAAUACAUUUCUCAUGGAUAAAAUUAAGUGCCACUCUUUUAAAAAAAAUUUUUUACUUUAAAGCAUUCAAAAAUAAUUUGAUUGUGGAUUAUGAAUGCUGCUUUAUGGCACAGAAUCAGUGUUUUUGUUGCUUUCAUGUGGCUGGUGGUUAUAUUGAUAGCAUGAGGGCGUGUAUUGAACCACAGGUUUCCACCCUCUCAUUAACCUCUUGAUCAUCUCAGUUUAGUAAUCAUCUUAUUAAAACUGUGUUACAGCUGACAGACUCCACAUCACAAACUCAACACUGAAUCAGACAAAUUAGCCCCAUAAGUGCAUACAGUAUAUAAAACCCAUUUUAUUUAAGAUAAAAAUUGUGAUUUUUCAUGACUACUAAACACAUUUCUCUCUCAUUAUUCUGUGUCUAGAUGGUUAUAUAUAUAUAAGCGCCACUUGAUUUACUGAGUUUACUCCUGUUGUUCAAAUGGAUAUUUUGUGUAAAGUUCACAAAAUGGUCAAGAACAUGCCAACAAGUCAUAUUGCAUCCAAAAAAGAAAAGAUCUAAAAGAAAUUAGAUUUUGCUUUAAGUAGAUUAAUAGAAACUCUUUUCUAGACCUAUUUUGGAGGACCUUUUUUGGCUUUUUUUCAUUACGAUAGUUAUCAUAAAACCAUUUUCCAUCAUAAUAAGAAAUUAUAUGUAUGUGUAUAUAUAUAUUACAUUUCUCAAUAUCAGUUACUGUGUUUAGUUGAUCACAAAAUGACUAAUAUUUUUUUUUUUUUUAAUUUAAAGCAGCAUUAAAGUUAAAAUACUGCCAAAAUGUAUAAAUCCUUUACAAUUUUAAUUGAUCCUUUUUUGUGCAUUUAUAAUAACAAGAAUUUGGAUGGAAAAUGGUGUUUAUGAUAAAUUAUAUGCAUGCAAAAAAAUUCAGAUCGGACUGAAUUAUAUUCAUUUUCUUAAAAUUAAUAAUAAUAAAUAAAAUUCUUAAAUAAAUAUAAUUUAUUUUAGAUCUUUUAAUAUUUGGGUGCAUGUUCUUGGCCAUUUUUGUGACUUUACCCAAAAUAUCCUUUAUAACAACAGGAGUAAACUCAGUAAAUACGAUGUGAUUCUAUUUAAGGUGUUGUAUUUCAUACUUCAUGCAAGUUCACCCCAUCUGUAAGAUCCUCUCCACAGUCAAACCAACACGAGUCUCAUUUGGUCACACGUGAAGAUUCUGUGUAAAAUAAUUUAUUGUUUUUACUAAGUCAGUACUAUUAUGAUGCAGUGGCUCAGAAGAGACUUCAUUCCACGUUCAGCAGAAUCAAAAUGAACUUCAAGACACCAUCAGUGGUGUGCACAGAAAGAUAGAUGAAAGCAAGGCAGGAUUUAUUUGACAUGUCAGUAUGAAAUGUGCCGUCUCGUGUUUGCGUGUUUGCUUAUAGGAAUUCUUUCAGAAGGAAAACCAGGAAGGCGUCUUUUAUAGUUCACAUUGAGCCAGGAAAGGUUUUCAUGUAGAACUUUCCCAAACGAUCAGCUUAACAGAUUUCUUCCAUUUUCAGAGUUGAUUCAAGUAUUGGGUUUUAGAGUUCACACCAAAUACAUCUGAUUAACUGCUGUGCAAAUUUACUUGUUUUCUUUUUCUUUUUCUUUUUUAAUGUCAGCACUAAAGUGUGUUAGUCCUUAGUUUUUGUCUAGUUUUCCUGUACAAAUAUCUAAACCUUCUUAAAUCAAGAUUAAAUGACUUUAAAACAAGUGAUCUGCCAAUGGAGCAAGAGAAAUAAACGUGUUCUUUUAAAUAGGCUUAUUUUUCUUAACUCUUUGGUUUUUGGUAUAAGCAAAGUCUUACUAAAUUUGGAUAACUUUUUCAAAACACAAAUUCAAUGCAUCUUAAUUUAAGAAUGUAAGACUUCGUCAAAAUUUGGCAGUUGUAAAUCAUUUUCCAGCAUGUGAUAUUAGCAUGCAGUAUAUUCUCACUUUUCUCAGAUUUUCACAAUAAACAGUUAGCAUGAACACCUAGUUUAAUGAAUAAACAAUAACCGUUUCUAUGAUAUGAAUUAAUUUGUGUUGAGACGACCCUGAAAUUGUAAGUAUUUAAGUAUGAGUUUUUUUUAACAUCAAGAGCUUUUGUGAACCACUGAAUGGGUAAAAGAAUGAAACCGAGUCUGGUGAUGUUUUAAAUUAUUUAUUUAUUAUUUGUAUCGUUGAAAAUGUGUACAUGACGAAUUGCAUUAGCUUUAAAAAGUUCAUGAUUAAAAACGUCUCUGGUAUCAAGAUCGAAGCACGUGUGGGUGUUUUUUUUCAUAACAGGUGUUGAUAUUCAAUCAUCGAUGAAUCUAUAUGGCACAACAUUACGAAUACAUGUGAUUUUUUUGUUUUGUUUAUUAUUUUUUUUACAAAAAGGAGUCUAAACGAUCACAUUCACGUCUAACUUGAAAUGCUACGCUACAAAAGAUGGGGAAAAAAACCUGAGAAGUCUCAAAGUAAAGCAAGGCAAUUUGAACAUAGCUAUUUAAAAUGGACGUAUCCUCCCGUUAAAAAGCGCUGGAAGGCAGUACAAGGUAUAUUAAACAACGAAUCCGAGAUAAACAGCCCCUCGUGACCUAACGUAACGUAUUCCCACCUCCAUACACAACGUGUUUAGCUUAAAAUAUUUCUUCUCUACAAAAUUGUACAUUCCUGUUGCUGAGUUUUAUGGUUAAACCCAUACAUAAUACGCCACUGACGUCUGAUCUAUCAAUGAAAAUGAUCAAAUAUCAACAGAAACUUCGAGAUAAAGCCGGAGUUACUCACGUCACAUUCCUACUACUUUAGUGAUAUUUCUAAUGAACCGUCUACAGGGACGCUUCGUUGAAAUGAACCAGUUUUGACGACUUUCCCAUUCUCUCGUUCAUUUCCUCAUCGAAUGCUGCGUUUCGGUCUCUUGAAUACUGUUCAGUGACUUCGUAACACAAGUCAAUUCAAACAUUCCCCAGAUAAGAGCUCGACGAGUUUCUGUAACAAACCCGAGGCCAACUCAAACAGCGUUAUCUCGAAAGCAUUAUCUCCUCAAAACAACGCUCUGGGACAUACACACUCCAGACUAAACUCCAGAGUCGAAAGAGAAAAUACAUAGCGAUAUAGGAAAAACACAGUGUACUGAAAACUAGAGUAGAUACACGACAUGAUAAAACUUUUGAUAUUGAGGUUUUUUAAAAGCAGAAGCGCGUUUCUCUCACAGUAUUUCAUUACUAAAAAGGCCUACAUGUAAGAUUUAUGUAUUUAAAUUGCAUGUAAAAGAUUAGAGUUCACAGUUUUAACAUUAAUAAACAAUGUGAUGCAUAUGUGUCAGUCAUACAGUACAUAAAUAAAAUGGGUCAGAUUGAUUUAAUAGCACUAAUUAAUAACUAAUGUGACCCUGGAGCACAGUCUUAAGUCGCUGGGGUAUAUUUAUAGCAAUAGCCAAAAAACAUUGUAUGGGUCAAAAUCAUAGAUUUUUCUUUUAUACCAAAAAUCAUUAGUGUAUUAA